AUGGCAGAACCAGCAACUAUAACCAGACCCCUGAUAUCCUCCAAGCGACACAAGAGCAUAAGGAAGAAUUCCAGGAGAAUUUAUUCCCCAUAUCAGGACGAUAAUGGACCCUCUGAUGAUGAGGAUAAGGAUGGAGAAAGAGUGGACAGCAAUGAUCCAGAGGAGUUGUUCCAGAACAUUCAGGUUCAGAAGGAAAUCAUCACCAACAUCCGAACUAAACCCUGGCCAAUAAGACGCAAGCUAAAAGUGCUCAAGCAAGCUAGAGAGAUUGUCUUGAAGUAUGAGGGCCGACUGACCAGGACGAGAGGUUACCAGGCAGCAGGGGCAGAUUUGCUGAAGAAAAUUUCAAGACUCUUGUACAACAUUGUCGUCUUGUUCAUUCCCUGGGAGAUGAGGAUCAAAAAGAUUGAAAGUCACUUUGGAUCAGGUGUAGCCUCUUAUUUCAUAUUUCUGCGAUGGCUGUUUGGGAUCAACAUAGUUCUCACUGUCAUGACUGGAGCCUUUAUCGUACUGCCUGAGCUCUUGGCCGGCGCUCCGUUUGGUACCACCCGCAGCAAGACCAUCCCCAAGGAGCACCUUACAUCUGCACAAGACCUGGACACCAUCUGGUCGCUGGGGGGAUAUCUUCAAUAUUCUGUGCUUUUUUACGGCUACUACGGCAAUGUGCGUAAAAUCGGCAGUGCCGGCUACAGACUGCCCUUGGCCUAUUUUCUGGUCGGGAUGGCUGUUUUUGCCUACAGCUUCAUCACUUUGCUAAGAAAAAUGGCUAAAAACUCCCGCAUGAGUUUAGCCGGCGCCUCUGAUGAGAAUUACACCUUCUGCUGGCGUGUCUUCUGUGCGUGGGACUACCUGAUCGGGAACCCAGAGGCGGCCGAGAGUAAAGGGGCGGCCAUCGUCAAUAGCAUCAGAGAGGCCAUUGUAGAGGAGCAAGAAAAAAAGAAAGACACUAGCCUAGCUGUACUGAUCAGUUUGCGGAUUCUGGCAAACAUUCUGGUCCUGAUGUCUCUGACCGGCAGCAUCUACAUCAUCUACUUUGUGGUGGAUCGUUCUCAAAAACUAGAGCAGGAGAAACCCGAGCUAACACUCUGGGAGAAGAAUGAGGUGAGCGUGGUGGUGUCCCUCAUCACAAUGAUUGCUCCGUCAGCCUUUGAGUUAGUGGCUCAGUUAGAGAUGUACCACCCCAGAACGAGUCUCCGCUUCCAACUUGCCAGAGUUCUGGUGUUGUACCUUGGGAACCUCUACAGUUUGAUUAUAGCCCUCCUGGAUAAAGUCAACAGUAUGAGCUCUGCUCCGACAGUGGAAGAAGCCAUGGAGGAAGUAUGGCCGCCGACUCCAGGGGGCCAACCAACAUCAGUGGAGGAGGAGGAGCCUGAGGUGGAGAUGGAGAGCCAACAUGCAAGGGGGAUGCUGAGGAUCCGGGGGGCCAGGGUGGAGCCACGGACUCUGGUGACUAAGGCAGAGAUGGAGAUCCGGAGACCAAGUAGCCCAACAGAGUCGAUUUCUGUGGGUGCGGGAAACCUGUCUGACUCGACAUCGUUCCUAGCGACGAUUUCCCAGUCUACCGAGGACAACCUGUCCACCAUCAUCCCAGACAUCACAGAGCUGCAGAACAGCACACUGACCAUGACUCUUCUGGAGCUCAACAACAGCAUGACCACCAUCAAGAGCCCCACGUCCUCCAGACAGCCAAUGAGAAUGCAGUCUCUGCUAAACCAGACCGUCCUCUAUGAGUACAACACCAGAUCACAACAGGACCCCUGCUGGGAAACAUAUGUCGGACAGGAGAUGUUAAAGCUCUCCAUCAUUGAUAUGAUCUUCACGGUGGCAAGUAUCCUGCUCAUUGAUUUCAUCCGGGGACUGGUGGUUCGAUACUUGAGUGACUGCUGCUGUUGGGACUUGGAGAGCAAGUUUCCAGAAUAUGGUGAAUUUAAAAUAGCAGAAAAUGUUCUUCAUCUGAUAUACAACCAAGGAAUGAUAUGGAUGGGAGCGUUCUUUUCACCCUGUCUGCCUGCCUUUAAUGUCCUGAAGCUCAUUGGCUUGAUGUACCUGCGCAGCUGGGCUGUGCUGACCUGUAAUGUUCCCCAUCAGCAGGUCUUUAAGGCCUCCAGAUCAAAUAACUUCUAUCUGACGAUGCUUCUCUUCAUGCUUUUCCUGUGCAUGUUACCGACCGUUUUUGCCAUUGUGAGGUAUCGGCCGUCUCAGUACUGUGGACCCUUCAGUGGCCAGGAGAAGAUUUACGACAUCAUCUCCGAAACCAUUUCCAAUGACUUCCCACUGUGGUUCAGUAAAGUGAUGAGUUACGUCACCAGUCCUGUGGUGGUGCUGCCCGCUUUGCUUCUGCUCUUCAUGCUGAUCUACUACCUCCAAUCCAUCGCUAGAUCACUCAAAGUCACCAACAGCCAGCUGAGAAUGCAGCUGCAGACCGAACGCACGGACGACAAGAAGAAAGUAUUUCAGUUGGCCGCAGCGUGUCUGCAGGGACCUGAGGGUGGUGAUAAAAAGUCAGAACAAGAGAGCGACAUUACUAGUAUGGAGUCGUCCGCCCGCUCUGCCUCCCCUCCACGCCGCAACGGCAGCAUCGCCAACUUCGAAGCUCCCGUCCGCCCGGGCAACAGCAUCCGGACCAUAACGCAGUCGGCUUCACGUCCUGACAUCCCUAGAGCUGCUGGAGCGACGCAGAGCCCCACUGUCCCUGUGCGGCAGAAACACAAAUCUGAGCCCAUGGCCAGUAGUUCUUUCAGAAUGCACAGCAGUCCUUCAGUGCCUCAAAGACAAGUACGACGAGUGGAGUACAUACCCAUCAGGCAUUCUGGGUACUUGGGCAGCACCAGCAGUUCCUGCCGCUCCAAGUCCUACCACAACAUGGCCUACAACCCGUGUACACGGUAUGCUGAAAACAUCCACUCCGAUCCACAGUUUCGGAAGACCCUUCGGCCCAUGCACACUGAGCCCGCCGUAAUCACAGCUCAGAGCUACGUGGGCCACCGGGCACAUUCGACACGUUACAUCAUUGUCAAUGAACACGAAGCUCGCAAGAAGCUCAUGCGCUCAAAUACACGCAUACCGAGACAUUACCGCCUCGCAGACGAACCAACGGAGAUCGUAGAGCUUUAUCCACGUAACGUGAAAUGUUACAUUCCUCGUCCUCUUCACCGAAGCCACCAGCCACACCUCAACGAGGAAGAGGAGGAGGAAGAUCCAAAGAGCAGCACGAAGAGGGCAUCGUUCAGACAGUCGAAACGUCCACGACCACUGUCGGAUCUCCAUCAGACCGCGCGAUUCUACAUUGGCGAUACAACAAACAGUCAGUUGUCUAUGGAGCAGGGUUUAUACUGCGAUGAAGAAGAGGAUGAUCAUGAAGAAGAUUGGGUGAACGACCCUCAGACAAAUAUUCGAGGUCCAGAAUCGGCUCACAGGUGCGGUGAACCAUACGUCAAGCCCAAGACCAAGCAUAAAGUGGAGCCGUCUCUGACCGAGUCAGAUUCAGCAUCGCUGGCGUCCAGUAGUGACCAACAAAACAGCAGCACAGAUCAGUACAUCCAGGUCAUUCACAACAAAAAGAAGUACCUGAAGUCCAGCGCCAAGCUGACCAAAACGAAAUCCAAGAGCAGUGUUAAACUCAAUGUUCCUGGAACUAAUGAUCUUGUCUGCUCCAACGUUUAACCUGUUUAGAGAUUAUGGCUCUGCUCGAAAACACCGGUAAGCUUUCUGUGUAGGAAGCAUUUUAGGUGUACACUAACACCAAGUCUGUUUCAUGAGGCAGGAUGCAACAUUAUCCUGCCUUCUAAAGGCUGGAAUACAUUAGACGACUUUUAAAAUUGGAAUAGAUUUCUGAUGACUUUUAAGUUGUUCCUAGUCGUUGCUAGGAGACAUGUGACAAAUAAAAACAAUAUGUGUUCUAAAAUCAGCUCAAAAUAACAAAUACGUUUGAUAUCCGCCAGCUGGAGAAAAUCAGUCAGUGACAUCACCACUUCGCAAUUUACUGUGAACUCUGACUGCUUAAAAUCUACUGAAUGACUCUGAUUUUGGCAACUAUGGUCCACUUGUCUAGACUGUGAAUCAGGGCUCAAAAGUAUUCAAACCUUAAAAGGCCUUCU
This is a messenger RNA of Carassius gibelio (silver crucian carp), 4097 nucleotides long. RefSeq names its product transmembrane channel-like protein 3. The transcript is spliced from 24 exons. The record is from RefSeq and is a predicted model, not a curated record. Gene Ontology annotation, molecular function: mechanosensitive monoatomic ion channel activity. Gene Ontology annotation, cellular component: plasma membrane. The coding region runs from base 1 to 3663 and encodes 1220 amino acids. NCBI's taxonomy places the organism in Eukaryota, Metazoa, Chordata, Actinopteri, Cypriniformes, Cyprinidae.